Insectozyma verbasci is the source of this 1416-nucleotide messenger RNA. Lineage: Eukaryota; Fungi; Ascomycota; Pichiomycetes; Serinales; Debaryomycetaceae. The record is from the annotation of a GenBank genome assembly.
AUGGAUUUACAAUUCAAACAAAUUGUAGGUAAUAUAUUAUUAUCAAAGAGUUAUACAUGUUCUCAGUCUUUCCUAGAUCAGUUAACUGAAUUAUCUAUAGAAUAUUUUGAUGGAUUAAUUUCAAAUUUGGCAGAUUAUACAAAAUUACAAAGAAGGCGACUUCCAUCAAAAUCAGAUUUAAAUACAUUACUAAAAUUAAGAAAGAUAUCAUUAAAUGGGAUAGUUGAUGAGAAAAUAAAUAGUAAAGAUAUUAAGCAUAUAAAUCUUAUUGAAGAAUCUGAAACUUCAUCUUAUAAUGAACAAUAUUCAAUAACAAAAUUAGUUCCAAGAAUCAACGAACGGCCAAAUUAUAUACCAUCAUAUUUACCUGAUCUACCACCAGAUUAUACAUAUCAAUCCACUCCAGAAUAUACUGAGACAUUAACAGAUUUAAAAAAAUUAAGAAUUAAACUUGUUGAAGAAUCAAGAUUGACUGAAAAAUCAUUAUAUAAAUUAAUUGAAAAUGAUGAAAUAGAAUGGAAGGAAAAACUUGAAAAAGAGUUGCUGGUAUUAGAACCGGAACCGAUAGAAGAAGUGAAACCUGUGGAGAAUAAGGAAACAGAGGAGGAAUUUAAAUUUGAUUUUACAAAAUAUGCAAAUCAAAGAAGAGAAGCACUUGAAAAGCGAGCUAAUAUGGUGGAGAAUAAACGAAAGCAGAGGAAACAGAAUAUAUUUAUGGAGGCAGAGGUAUAUUAUUCUCCGUAUUUGACUAAACAACCAACAGAGGAAAUUAAUAAAUAUUUUCAAGAAAUUUUACAUAACGAGUUUAAACAUGUAAUCAAGUCAAUUAGACAUCAAACAGAAUUAAAAGAAGAAAGAUUGAAGAAAGAGAGAGAGUUGAAAGAGGCGGAAUUAGAAGAGAAGAGAAGAUUAAAUGAAAUUCAAUUCAAUUUUCAGCAGCAUUAUAGUGGCUCUGAUUCAGAAAGUGAGGAAGAUAAAUUUGAUGAGAUACUAUUUAGUGAAAAGACAGAAGAAGUACCUAAUGUAACCGGAUCCAAUGAAGCUCAAGCUAGUGAACCAGAUCAAGGACAAUCAAAAUUACAAUCAACUGAACCACAAUCAAAACCGCAAUCUACUGAACCACCAUCAAAAUCACAAUCAGUUGAACCACAAUCGAGACUACCAACGAUUGAAGAAUCUGCUUCAAUUCAACCAGAUAUUGAUUCAGAUGAGAUGGAGUUUGAUGAUAUAGUCUCCAAAAAAUCUGAAUCAAAUGACGUCAAUGUAACCAUUAACCAGGGGUCAGAUAAUUUUGCCAAGGCACAACAAAAUAAUGAAAAUGAACUACUACCAGAUCAAAAUGAUCUACAACUUGAUCAUGAGUUGAAUGCUGGUUUUGAAUUAUCAUCUGAUGAUGAUAUGGAAGAUGUUGUAUAG